Messenger RNA from Lagopus leucura (white-tailed ptarmigan), 978 nucleotides. RefSeq names its product orthopedia homeobox (gene OTP). The transcript is spliced from 3 exons. Gene Ontology annotation, molecular function: DNA-binding transcription factor activity, RNA polymerase II-specific; DNA binding. Gene Ontology annotation, biological process: neuron differentiation; regulation of DNA-templated transcription. The coding region runs from base 1 to 978 and encodes 325 amino acids. The record is from RefSeq and is a predicted model, not a curated record. Lineage: Eukaryota; Metazoa; Chordata; Aves; Galliformes; Phasianidae.
AUGCUGUCUCACGCCGACCUCCUGGACGCCCGUCUCGGGAUGAAAGAUGCGGCCGAGCUGCUGGGACACCGGGAGGCGGUGAAGUGCCGGCUGGGCGUAGGGGGCUCGGAUCCGGGGGGACACCCGGGAGACAUGGCCCCCAACUCGGACACGGUGGAAGGGACCACCCUGCUGCCGGGAGAGGACAUCACCACGGUGGGAUCCAAUCCCAGCUCCUUGGCCGUCAGCACCAAAGACGCCGACAAGCAGCAAGGCCAGCAGGGCGGCCAGAACCCCAGCCAGGCGGGACAGCAGCAGGGCCAGCAGAAGCAGAAGCGGCACAGAACCCGCUUCACGCCGGCGCAGCUCAACGAGCUGGAGAGGAGCUUCGCCAAGACCCACUACCCGGACAUCUUCAUGCGGGAGGAGCUGGCCUUGCGCAUCGGCCUCACCGAGUCCCGGGUGCAGGUGUGGUUCCAGAACCGCCGGGCCAAGUGGAAGAAGCGCAAGAAGACGACCAACGUCUUCCGCGCCCCGGGCACGCUGCUGCCGACGCCGGGGCUGCCGCAGUUCCCCUCGGCCGCCGCCGCCGCCGCCGCGGCCAUGGGCGACAGCCUCUGCUCUUUCCACGCCAACGACACGCGCUGGGCCGCCGCCGCCAUGCCCGGGGUGUCGCAGCUGCCGCUGCCGCCGGCGCUGGGCAGGCAGCAGGCCAUGGCGCAGUCCCUGUCCCAGUGCAGCCUGGCGGCCGGGCCGCCGCCCAACUCCAUGGGGCUCUCCAACAGCCUGGCGGGCUCCAACGGCGCCGGGCUGCAGUCGCACCUCUACCAGCCCGCCUUCCCCGGCAUGGUGCCCGCCUCGCUGCCCGGCCCCAGCAACGUGACGGGCUCGCCGCAGCUCUGCAGCUCCCCGGACAGCAGCGACGUGUGGCGGGGAACCAGCAUCGCCUCCCUCCGCCGCAAAGCACUAGAGCACACAGUCUCCAUGAGCUUCACCUAA